AGUUUCCUUUUCUUCGUACGAGUACGUCCAAAGCAAGCUAACCGAAAAUACGGAAAGGCGACGUUUUUGGCUGUUCUUGAUUAAAAAUCUGUGAACGUCCGCUACACAUAAUGGAUCUUAAUCAGUUCAGCGACAAACAAAAAGCUGUAUUAAAGCAGUUCCGGGAAGAAUUGAAAGAUUGUCAACUACCCGAUUCGGAAGAUGCUUACCUUAUACGUUGGCUUAUCGCCCGUGACUUUGAUUUGGCCAGAGGCGGCAAAAUGCUGCGCAAUUCAUUGGAUUGGCGCCGGAAAUACAAAAUCGAUACGCUUCUUGACGAUUACAAACCACCAGAAGUGUUGGCCAAAUUUUUCCCUGCUGGUUUUGUCGGACGGGACAAGUAUUUAAAUCCUCUCUGGGUCGUCCGGUAUGGAAGAACGGAUAUGAAGGGUAUCCUGCGUUCAACCAAAAAAAGAGAUUACGUCAUGAAAGUUAUUCAUUUGGUUGAGAGCAGCAUCUGGCUAGUCACGUCUAAUCCCGGGAAAUAUAAGCGUUCUCCCGACGCUAUAGUACAAUCAACCAUCAUCUUCGACAUGGAAGGUUUCUCUAUGCAACACAUCACAAACAAGCAAGCUAUGGAAUCGGCUGUUAAACUGGUACAGAUUUACGAAGCAAACUAUCCCGAAUAUCUUCAUCGUGUAUUCGUCAUUAACGCACCGACCAUAUUUUCCAUUGGAUUUUCCAUGAUAAAGCCGUUUUUGAACGAGCGAACCAGAAAUAAGAUUCAAAUCUACGGCCAUGACUCACAACAGUGGAAACCAGCCAUAUUAACCGAAGUAAAUCCGGAAGAAUUACCUGUCGCAUACGGAGGAACUUUGACUGAUCCGGACGGAAACCCUAAUUGCGUUGCAAUGGUUAAUAUGGGAGGAGAAGUUCCAAAGUCUUAUUAUUUUGCCGGCAAGCCUGACACUACCAAUAAAAAGUCUUUGACGGUUUCUAGUGGUUCCAAAGAGCAGUUGGAAUUCCCAGUCAUGCAAGUUGGAUCCGUUCUUAAAUGGGAUUUCCAUUCCGAAGAGGGGGACAUUACAUUCGCCAUAUACCGGAAGAAAGAAGGUGAACUGAUUCCAGUCAUUUUUUAUGAUAGAGUCGAUUGCGAUAUGUCGACGGAAGAAGGAGAAUUACGCUGUGACGAAAAUGGUGUCUAUGUGGUGGAGUUUGACAACAACUUCAGUUACCUCCGCUCAAAGAAAAUUUGGUAUUCAAUCAAAGUGGAAUUGGCCUCACCGAUGAAAAAUGGCACGGAUUUGGACAACCUUUAUUGAGUAAAAAACUGAAUAAUUCAUUAAAAUCUAAGAAAUUUAAAGGGAGUUUACGACAAUUCUGUUAUG
Molecule: messenger RNA, 1367 nt
Organism: Daphnia carinata
Lineage: Eukaryota; Metazoa; Arthropoda; Branchiopoda; Diplostraca; Daphniidae
Product: SEC14-like protein 2
Exons: 10
Coding region: 111-1301 (396 amino acids)
Cellular component (GO): cytoplasm
Source: RefSeq, a predicted model, not a curated record